AUGACAACAGGGAAUGGUUCCAACAAUAAGAACCUUCAUGACAUUAGUACCUUCGCUGGAAGCUCAACAAGUGACGAACAUGCCGCCCUGAAUACUUCUUUCGAAUCCGACCCUAGAUCUAGUGGUUCCUAUCCUUGUCAAUAUGAAAUGAGCAGACAAGCCGAGCUAGCCUCCACGAAUUCUAGGUCAGACGACAUCUUCCAUAAAGUGAAAAACUUUCUUCGACCAGACAAAACACAACUUCCCAAUGACGACGGUUCCUCUGGUUGGCCCCAUCAUGGCAGACCCUGCAGUCCGAUCUCCAUAUUUAAACAACAGACAAAACAUAUUGUCAGCCCCCGGAUCAUCUUCUCGGGUGCAUUCGCCGCAUCGGCAGUCAUUAUCUCCAAUACCCAAAGCCCGGCGCUUAUAAUAUUCAUCUGGAACCUCCUUGCUAUUGUGCCGCUGUCGAUCACGCUCACAGAAGCCACUGAGAGAAUCUCCCAGGAUUUGGGGGAGACCGCUGGCGCUCUCCUCAACAUCACCAUAGGGAAUCUAGCGGAGCUUAUCAUUUUCACUGCUUUGAUGAAAAACAACAUUAAAGUAGUUCAAUCGUCACUCCUUGGCUCCAUCCUUGUCAACCUCCUGCUCGUCCUCGGGUCUGCAAUCAUAGCAGGCUGUAUCUCAACCAGUGACGUGACGUAUAACACUGAUCUCACACAGUCAUUUGUGGGACUUCUGAAUCUCACAAUCUCUUGCCUCAUGAUUCCAAGCGCUUUCUAUGGCAGCGUGAAGAGCGUCACGUCUGCUGAUCAUAUGUCAUUGUCCUUCAGCAGGGGGGUGUCCAUCAUCCUCCUCGGCACAUAUUUCCUAUACCUUUUCUUCCAGUUCAAAUCACACGCUCACUUGUUCCACUCUACCCGACUUCAAGUGCCACAUCCGACCGACCCUCAGCAAUAUACAGACGACCUCGAAUCGCAUCCCACCCAAGUCGGAAGCGCAACGAGUAGAGAUAUUCGGCAGCUAGAGAUGCAAGAGGUGCGAUCGCGGUCGUGUUCAGUCGAUGCACACACAGCAGCAGCAAUGCCACUGUUUCACACCGAGCCAUCCGACGGAAGAACGAGCCUCCACCGACAACCGGAACCACCUAUUGGAGACUACGGACCUUGUAGUUGCGAACGCUAUGUUGUUAGGUCCAACCGAACGAUAUCAGUCACACUCCUCGCCCUGUCAACAAUUCUCAUCGCUGUAUGCGCCGAAUACUUCUCCUCAAGCUUCUCAACGCUCAACGAACAGGGCGUCCUCGGUGAAUCAUUCGUCGGGUUGAUCGUCAUUCCCAUCGCCGGAAAUGUUGCCGAGAAUGUUACUGCGGUUGUUGUGGCCUCGAAAAACCAAAUGGAUCUUGCUAUCAGUGUUGCUCUUGGAUCAGCUAUUCAAAUCGGUCUCUUGGUUUCGCCUGCUAUGGUGCUUAUUGGCUGGGGUCUCGAUAAGCCCAUGACCUUGCACUUUGAUAGGUUCGAGAUGGUCACACUUAUUGGGGCUGUUCUUUUGGUCGAUUUCAUCGUUCUCAAAGGAAAGACCAAUUAUUUGGAGGGCGCUAUCUUAUGUGCCUGCUUUGCGGCUAUUUCUGUUGGCGCAUACUUGUUGCCGCUCACUUGA
This is a messenger RNA of Penicillium hordei, 1638 nucleotides long. RefSeq lists its product as uncharacterized. Gene Ontology annotation, cellular component: fungal-type vacuole membrane. The record is from RefSeq and is a predicted model, not a curated record. The transcript is spliced from 5 exons. Gene Ontology annotation, molecular function: calcium:proton antiporter activity. Bases 1 to 1638 code for a protein of 545 amino acids. NCBI's taxonomy places the organism in Eukaryota, Fungi, Ascomycota, Eurotiomycetes, Eurotiales, Aspergillaceae. Gene Ontology annotation, biological process: calcium ion transmembrane transport; intracellular calcium ion homeostasis.